AUGAAUUAUUUAUGUGAUCCAGACGCGAACGUAUUCGAUAUUGAGUUUACACGCUUCAAGAUUCGUGAUCUGGACACUGAACAAGUUCUUUUCGAAAUCGCCAAACCAACCAGUGAUGAGGAGUCAGAUGACAAUGUGGUGAUCACUACGGAAGAGGCGAGUGCAGCCAGAUUCGUACGCUACCAGUUCACACCUGCAUUUUUACGUUUGAAACGUGUCGGAGCAACUGUGGAGUUUGUGGUGGGUAAUAAAGCAGUGAACAAAUUUCGCAUGAUCGAACGUCACUUCUUUCGUGAUCGACUCCUGAAAAGUUUCGAUUUCGAAUUCGGUUUCUGUAUACCGAAUAGUAAAAACACUUGUGAACACAUUUAUGAUUUCCCGCAAUUGUCCGAAUCUUUGAGUGAGUUUUGUUUUCUUGAUUUCAACUCAUCUUGC
Anisakis simplex (herring worm) is the source of this 435-nucleotide messenger RNA. The record is from the annotation of a GenBank genome assembly. NCBI's taxonomy places the organism in Eukaryota, Metazoa, Nematoda, Chromadorea, Rhabditida, Anisakidae.